UUCGUCACCGCCAUCUUGCUACACCCGGUGAACAUGCCCUUAGGUGGCGCACUAGCGUCCAUCUUUAUUUAGGAACAUAUUGGCGAUAUUAGAAUGAAACUAAACAAGAAUAUCUGUACAGUAUAUCUAUUCACAGGUGCAGUAAAAAAAAAAGAAGCUAGGGCGUUUGUCUUGUAAGAAAUUGAUCUGUUCUGGUUGGACAGUCCUGGUAUUCCCGCCUCAGGACGAUUCCCAGCAGGUUUGGUCCCUUGGGGGCCCCGUAGUGGCUGCGGUUGUCAUGACGCCGGAUCUAGUGGUUGGCUGAGGUGAGGAAGACAAGGAAGAAGACGGUCGGGGGAGUCAGAGUGUUGGGAUGGCUCUGGACUCUCAGCCUGGACCAUCGGCUCUUUCUGGGGCUCGGCACUGCCUGCCAUUCAGAAGUCAUGGGAGAGACACACAGCUGCGCUUUAAUCUGAAUGUUGAUACUCAUCCAUCAAAUCUGGCUACCCAGUUCUCGAAUCCUUCUCCCAUCAUAAUUGAGAAGAUUUCAAGUCUUCAAAAGAAGCAUUUACAAGAUAAAUUGGAGAGAAAACUGAAAUCUCAGUUGUCAAACCCUUCUCCCAUCACUAUCGAAAAGAUAUCAAGUCUUCCAAAUAAGUCUUUAGAGAAUUUAGCUUCUUACGAUUUGCAAUGUAAUUCCUCCUCCUCGAUGGCUUUCUCUGCUGUAUCAGAAGAACGCUUAAACGUUGCUAUUUGGCUUGUAAAGCGAGAUCUCAAACAAAAGCGUUUACAGGAGAAGUUGGAGGGUGAACUAAAAUCGCAGCCAAACAAACCGCAUUCCCCUCCAUUCAGAAGAGGGGUGAUUAUUGGCAGUCCUGAAAAGGCCAACGCCAGAACUUUUGUAAAGGACAGGAAGCCUAACCGUUCCAUAAAGCCUGAAGUGACCAAAUCGGGUGCUUUGGUAUAUGUUUAUACACCAGACAAGAAUAGGAAUAAUGUAGAGGUGGCAGACUCCCCGCCUACCCGUGACCCCGGGCCAGGUCUUCUCCCAAAAACUGAAGCGGAACAGAAUGAGCAGGAAGUAAGACGUCUGCAGAAAGAACUCCAUUCUUGCAUGAGGAAAAUUGAAGAACUGGCCAAGAAAGAAUGCAAUAGAGAUACUUUGGAUCCCUUAGAAGAGGCCAGGGGCCGAAUACGCCAGCAGGAACGGGCAACCAGAUUUAGCAGAAUGCUUUAUGUUCUACGGCAACAGGUAAAAGAGAUCCAAGAAGAUCUAGAAAAGCUAAGCCCACAUAAAAUAAAGCAUACAAAGAAGUCCCGAACCAUGUCUAGAUUGGCAGCAGUUCACCGAGGAGCAAUUCGUGUUCUACAGAUGUUCAUCACUCAGCUGAAUGAACGUGGCGAGCAGCAGAUACCUUCUCUCUACAAGGAGCUUGGCCAUCUCAUCCGCCAGCUUUCCCUUUGUUCUGCAAAGCUGGAGGCUGGAGGGGAUCCAGCUGCCUCCGAUAUAAUCAUCUCAAUUCUCCAACAAACUGAGAACUUAGAUUUACUUCUUGAAGGUAAGACGUCUUCUCAUGCAAGGAAGGCAUCCCCAAACGCUGCAACAAGUAGAUCACCGCACAACAGGAAGAAUUAUUAUGAUGCCAGAUCACCUGUUAGAGAGGGCCACCCUCCUCCACCUAUCCUCAAGCAGAAGGUGUUGCCAGAAGAGAACCGGAAACGUGUAAACAGACGGCUAGUGGUUGAUGAUCCCCCAGAAUCACUCAGUGCUGCCACACAGACUGACCUUGGGCCUGCACUAGAGACAUCACCACCAGAAAGGCAAGUGGUACUUCGGUCUGCUAUAGAAACAUUAAUUCAUUCUGGUCAUCUGAAGGACCUGCCUAGAGCCGAGGCUGGACAGAACAAGAACAAGGGUGUGUUGAUUCCGCAAAGACCCAAGGGAUUUAGAAUGCCUCGAAAGACAGGGCCCUCCCGGCAUGCACACUUCCAGAAGAAAACUGUGGCAUUCAAGCUAAAGGAGAACCGUCCUGUUGUCAGAGAGAAGAAAACUCCUUGGGUGCCUCCGAACCCAACAUCUCCACCAGCUUCUCCAAAAAGAUUAAACUGGAGCACAGAACAGAAAAGACUGCAUGGCUCUCAAUCUAGAUUAUGUAAUGAAAUCGACUCCAUAAAUGAAAAUGAAAAUGAAAAGGAAGACCUCAAGACAAAAGAUACUUCAAGGUUGGCUUGGUUGGAUUCGGAAAUGGCAAAAAGGAUGCAUCAGCUGGAUGAUCUAUACAGGAAUCAAAUUGCUCAUUUUCAUGAUCUAAGGGAAGAAGUUAAUGCAGUAAAAGAGUUGGUGGAGGACAAUCUUGAAGAAAGGAAUGCAUCAAGACAACAGCCCAAGAAACAAAAGGAUGCCUUACUGGAAAAGCAGAGGGAUGACAGUCUACGGAAACUAGAUUUAUUUGAUAGAAAUGAGUAUCCCAACAUUAUCCCACAAGAUGAUAUCAACUUGGAGGCCAUGAUUGAGAGAAUAGAAGAAAUAGAAAAAUACCAGGAAUCAGUUCGUCAGAGGUAUACCAAGAUAGUCUAUUCAGACCCAGAUUUUUGGGCACAAGAAGAAAAGGAAAGAAUACAUGCAAACAUGGACAAGAAUCCUAGCUCUCCCCAUCCCAUUAUGAUCACAAAGCCUACACAGAAAAGGGAACCUGUAGUGAAAAUUUUUCUGGAGGAACCUGUAGAAGGAGAUUCACUCCAGAUAAAUAAAGAAGAGCUAUCUCGAUCCCCUCCUCACCAUUUUAUUCAGCCUUCAUCAUCACAAGCUAAAGGACUCAGGAUCUCUGUUCCUCAUCAAAUGCUACAAAGUAUUCAAAAUUAUACAGAAAGAUUUGACAGACACCUUCGGCUGACAUCUCAUGAGGAAGUGGGUGCAUUUAACCCAUGGCACAUUGCUGAGAGCUUGGCAGAAGAGCUCAUGAAUGAUGCCUUAGGUGAAGUAGCAGCAGAGCUGCAUGGCCUUUGUGAUGAGUACGCUGAAGCUGUCUUUACUUCGGAGUUUAUGGAAUCGGCAGAAAACAACCACUGAUUUAACUGGUUACUUUGUUGUCAUAAUGUUGCAGAUCACUACAAUGUGUGUGUGUGUGUGUGUGUGUGUAUACACUGCUACCCCUCUGCAAAGCAAAUGAAAAAAAGGAAAGGGUUUCUCUCUUGUUAGCUUUAGCAGCUUGUCAUGGCUUAUGUACCAGCUUUGGGGUACAGAACAGUUUGGAGGUAACAGAAUAAUUUUAUUAGCACCUUAGUGCAGGCACCAUGUAGUGUCUUUUAUGAGUGAGUUAAAAAAACUUUUAUGAGUGCCAAACUUCCACAACAUUCAUAUUUUAUGUUUGAAUUUAGUCUAACUUCCCUGUGGCAUCACAGUCUAGUGUGGGUACCUCAGUAACACACAGUGGAGAACUCUUAAAGGGGUUGUAAAGGUAAAAAAAAAAAAAAAAAUCAU
Messenger RNA from Rana temporaria (common frog), 3460 nucleotides. Its product is annotated as KIAA0753 ortholog. Gene Ontology annotation, cellular component: centriolar satellite. Lineage: Eukaryota; Metazoa; Chordata; Amphibia; Anura; Ranidae. The record is from RefSeq and is a predicted model, not a curated record. Bases 353 to 3049 code for a protein of 898 amino acids. The transcript is spliced from 17 exons. Gene Ontology annotation, biological process: protein localization to centrosome; centriole replication.